AUGAAGAGCGACGCACUGAUACCACGGAGCGAAAACGGCGACUUUCAGCGGCCAGGAGCCCAGUUCAGAGAUGCUGUUUCUCCGGACCCUGAUGGUAGAUUUCCUGCUGAAAGUGGACGCUACCAUCUCUAUGUCUCAUAUGCCUGCCCUUGGGCACACCGUACACUGAUCGUUCGCAAACUAAAAGGCCUUGAAAAUAUUGUGGGAGUGACCGUUGUGCACCCUCAUAUGUCUCUCGUGGAAGGUUGGCGCUUUUACAACAGCGGAGAAGGCGCAGCCGAAGAGGGCUGUGUUCCCGAUCCCCUCCAUCCGGGAGUCAAACGAUUGAAAGAACUGUAUCUGAAAGCUGAUCCGGGAUAUUCGGGCCGCUUUUCUGUACCAGUUUUGUGGGAUAAAACCAACGGGACUAUCGUCAACAAUGAAAGCAGCGAAAUAAUUCGCAUUUUGAAUUCCGCAUUCAAUCAUCUGCUGCCACCAGAAACCCAGAAAAUAGACAUCUACCCACCAAGACUGCAAUUCCAGAUUGACUCCGUUAAUCUUCAGAUAUACGAGAACAUCAACAAUGGAGUCUACAAAUGUGGCCUUGCAAAAAGCCAACAAGCCUACGAUAGGGCCAUCGAAGACCUCUUUAACCAGCUUGAUGCCGUGGAAUCCCAUCUACAGGUCAAGCAUAAUGGAGGGCCAUUCUACUUCGGGCGAUUGCUCACGGAAACGGAUAUACGACUUUUUGUGACAGUCGUCCGAUUUGACAUUGUUUACUACAACCUCUUCAAGACAAACCGGAAACUGAUUCGAUUCGAUUAUCCGAACAUUCAUCGCUGGAUGCAGAAUCUAUAUUGGAAUAUUUCCGAGUUUCGUUGGACAACAAAUAUUGGCCAUAUCAAGCAGCACUAUUUCAGUUUGACCAUUCUUAACCCUUGGGCUAUUGUGCCGGAUGGCCCGUUGCCUGAAGUGGUGCCGAUUUCUUGA
Penicillium subrubescens is the source of this 969-nucleotide messenger RNA. Its product is annotated as glutathione S-transferase family protein. The coding region runs from base 1 to 969 and encodes 322 amino acids. Lineage: Eukaryota; Fungi; Ascomycota; Eurotiomycetes; Eurotiales; Aspergillaceae. Gene Ontology annotation, molecular function: glutathione transferase activity. The record is from RefSeq and is a predicted model, not a curated record. The transcript is spliced from 4 exons. Gene Ontology annotation, cellular component: cytoplasm.